Cotesia glomerata is the source of this 569-nucleotide messenger RNA. RefSeq lists its product as uncharacterized. The transcript is spliced from 3 exons. NCBI's taxonomy places the organism in Eukaryota, Metazoa, Arthropoda, Insecta, Hymenoptera, Braconidae. The record is from RefSeq and is a predicted model, not a curated record. The coding region runs from base 231 to 569 and encodes 112 amino acids.
AUUGCUAUUGUCCUGAUCCCAUAUCCAGUUUUAGAAAUAUUUCAUUUAGUAAAGCCAGCAUCGAAACGACUGCUGAGAAAUUUCUUGUCUCCGCCGCAGACGAAGAAAAACAGCUAACACGUGCAAAUUCGGAGUCAGACACUUUGACCGUUUCUGGUAAAUUUGCAUCUUAUGUAGCUGCAUGCACAUUCAAUGAAGGUGCUGGUGCUCUUCUUACUUUUCUGUCUGACAUGGACGGCAGUGUCGGCCCAAGCGCUCACGAGUAUGCAUCAUCUACGGACAGCAAUCGCAUUGAUAGGGCCGAGUUUCAAGCUGUGCAGCAGAGCAAAGAAGCCAGAAUAAAACGAAGACUUAAAAAAAAAAACAGGCUGAAGACAUCGACAAUGCUGAAGGAUGUAUGCUGUAUGGAGCUGGAAUUGAUGAUUCUGUAUAAUUUCCGGCCGAGUUACAGUGAACACCGCAAAUUGUUUUUUUUUCAAGACGUCCUGGGGGAAGCUCUGUCACGGGCUAAUGGUUUAAUAUUUUUGCAUGAAAAAUUUACAGCACGUAGUCAAAACUAUGCUCAAUAA